This is a messenger RNA of Acipenser ruthenus (sterlet), 4954 nucleotides long. Its product is annotated as follistatin-related protein 5-like. Gene Ontology annotation, biological process: cell differentiation; multicellular organism development; regulation of BMP signaling pathway. NCBI's taxonomy places the organism in Eukaryota, Metazoa, Chordata, Actinopteri, Acipenseriformes, Acipenseridae. The record is from RefSeq and is a predicted model, not a curated record. The transcript is spliced from 16 exons. Bases 291 to 2837 code for a protein of 848 amino acids. Gene Ontology annotation, molecular function: calcium ion binding; protein binding.
AGCCAGUUAUUCAGUGGUGUCUGAGACCUGAGAGAGAGGUGAGGUUCGCUGUCACAACUGGAGCUGUUAAGCGAGCAGUUGGUGCUGAAGUCGGGAUUGAACCGACGUUUUAACUAGGAAGAUUUCGUUAUCUUAAAAGGAUUUAACAAACCUAUUUACUUCACUCACAGUCACACCGUUUCUGUCAGCGGCAAAAGACUGGAUUGGAUCAAUCUUUUCAACUCGCUGGAGAAAUUAUUUUGUUGGAAUACUUUGUGACAGGACUGUCAGGUAAUGUUAAUGAAAUACCAAUGAGGACACUUAAGUGGUGGUCAGCAAUUUUAUUGCUUGGAGUUGCCUUACUGGUUAUAGAGGGAAGGCCAAGCAAGGAUGGAUUUGACCCGAAACCCUAUCAGCCUCUAAUGAGAUUGCGACACAAGCAAGAUGGAAGUGCGGAGAGAUUACGGAUUAAAGGGUACUUCGGUCAGGAUGGCCAUUUUGGAGGCUGUGAGAAUAAGUACUGUGGUUUGGGGCGACACUGCAUUGUUAACAGGGAGACUGGACUGGGAGAGUGUGCCUGCAUGGAACGCUGCAAACCUCAUUAUAAACCAGUCUGUGGUUCAGAUGGGGAACUCUAUGAAAACCAUUGCGAGCUUCAUCGCGGUGCCUGUUUAAAGAAGCAGAAGAUCACUAUUAUUCACAGCGAAGACUGCUUCUUCAAAGGUGACAAAUGCAGGACAUCUGACUAUGGCCAACUAAAAAAUAAGAUGCUUGAUCUGCAGAACCAGAAGUAUGUCAGACAAGGAAAUGUGGGGGAAAAUGAAGACAAAAUGUCCCUAAAGAAAGUGCUCGUAGACCUGAUGUUUAAAUACUUUGACUCGGACAACAGUGGUCUUGUCGACAGCAACGAGCUGUCACAGGUAAUAAAACAAGAAGGACUGGCUAAGGAUCUCUCGAAGUGCACUUUGUUUGAUCUGUUGAAAUACGAUGAUUACAAUGGUGAUAAGCAUCUCUCAAAGGAGGAGUUCUACAGGUCAUUUGAGGUGCUUCAGCUGAGUCUGCAGGAAGACCAGAAAAUGAGCAUCACCACAGCAACAGUUGGACAGAGUGUGGUCCUGACAUGUGCCAUUCAGGGAACUCAGAGGCCCCCAAUCUUAUGGAAGCGUAACAACGUGGAGCUAAACACCUUGGAUCUAGAAGAUAUAAAUGAUUUUGGAGAUGAUGGGUCGCUGUAUAUUACCAAGGUUACCACAACCCACAUGGGUAACUACAGCUGUCAUGCAGAUGGCUAUGAGAAGCUGUAUCAGAUUCAUAUUCUCCAAGUGAAUGUUCCACCUGUCAUCCAGGUCUACCCAGAAAGCCAAGCCAGAGAGCCAGGUGUAACUGCUAGCCUCAGGUGCCAUGCAGAAGGCAUCCCUAACCCUCAACUUGCCUGGUUGAAGAAUGGCAUUGAUAUAACACCAAAAUUAUCAAAACAGCUAACUUUACAGGCAAAUGGAACUGAAGUACACAUAAGCAAUGUGCGUUAUGAAGAUACAGGAGCAUAUACAUGUAUUGCAAAGAAUGAAGCUGGAGUGGAUGAAGACAUCUCAUCUCUAUUCGUUGAGGAUUCUGCCAGAAAAACACUUGCAAACAUACUGUGGCGAGAAGAAGGUCUAGGGGUUGGAAAUAUGUUCUAUGCAUUCUAUGAGGAUGGAAUUAAGGUCAUCCAGCCUGUGGAAUGUGAAAUUCAGAGACAUAUAAAGCCAAGUGAAAAACUACUAGGAUUCCAGGAAGAAGUUUGCCCCAAGCUGGAGGGUGAUGCCUCUCAGAGAUGUGCCUGGGCCUCUGCUGUGAACGUCAAAGACAAAUACAUUUAUGUCACACAGCCAUAUCUGGACAGAGUGCUCCUUAUUGAUGUCCAAUCACAAAAAGCUGUGCAGUCUGUGAGUACUGAUCCGGUUCCAGUGAAACUUCACUAUGACAAAUCCCAUGAUCAGGUCUGGGUUCUCAGUUGGGGAGAUAUGAAGAAGACCACACCAACACUUCAGGUGAUAAACCAGGCCAGUGGGAGUGUGUCCCACCACACCAUCCAUACCCAGCCAGUUGGCAAGCAGUUUGAUAAAGUGGAGGAUUUUUUUAUUCCAGCCACAACCCUCAUCAUUAAUCACAUCAGGUUUGGAUUCAGUCUUCAUAAAGAUGAACCUGCUCUUCAUAAAAUUGACCUUGAGACCAUGUCCUAUGUAAAGAAGAUUAGCCUGAAAGACUAUAACUGUGUACCAAAGUCCCUGGCAUACACCCACUUGGGGGGAUACUACUUUAUCAACUGCAGGCCUGAUUCAACCAAUGCCAUGAAACCUCAGCUCAUAGUUGACAGCGUUACUGACUCUGUGAUUGGCUACAACAGUGAUGUUACUGGCACCCCCUAUAUGUCUCCUGAUGGACACUUCCUUGUCAGCAUCGAUGAUGCAAAGGGCCUCAUGAGGGUCCAGUCCAUUACAAUUCGAGGGGAGAUCCAGGAAGCCUUUGACAUCCACACUAAUUUGCACAUCUCAGAUGUGGCUUUCCAGCCUUCCUUCACUGAGGCCCAUCAGUACAAUGUGUUUGCUAGUUCAGGGUUACAGACGGAUGUGCUGUAUGUGGAGCUAGCCUCUGGUAAAGUAAAGAUGGUGAAGAGCCUGAAGGAGCCUAUGAAAGGGGUGGAGUGGCCCUGGAAUAGUAAAAACCGCAUGAUCAUGGACAGUGGUCUAUUUGGUCAGUACUUGAUGACACCUUCAAGGGAAUCUUUGUUCAUUCUGGAUGGUCGGCUAAAUAAGUUAAACUGUGAGAUCACUGAGGUAUUUAAGGGAAACACGGUUAUGUGGGUUGGGGAAGCAUAGAAAAUUCCUGUAACUUUUGAUUUAAGGGUAACAUUGCACUCAAUCUGCUCUUAACAGUACACCCUUUUCCUUUUUACAGUCCAUAAUAUAUAUAUAUAUAUAUAUAUAUAUAUAUAUAUAUAUAUAUAUAUAUAUAUAUAUAUAUAUAUAUAAUGAACUACAUAUACAAGCUGUUUUGCUGGAACAACCAAAAGACCUUUACUAAAAUUGGACUUGGAGCCUACAUAAAAAAAUAAAAAGUAAUUUGGAAGAAAAAUGGCUGUUUGAAUUUUUAUAUUGACAAAAAAUUUGGAGCCAAAUGGAAUCAUUAUUUUCAAGAAGAGGGCUCGAAAAAUGUGAGAGCGAGCAAUUCUGUAGCAACUCAAAGAUUAACUGCAUAAAAUACUAAUCGAAAUAAUGUAUCUUUAGCUGCUGGGAGUUUUGAACUGCCAUACUAAAAUCAAUUUAUGACUUGUAUAUCCAAUUGAUUUUUCUUUUGGUUUGAAACGAUGGGGGUGUGGGGAGUGUUGUUCCACCUUUCAUGUUAAGAAUUUUAACAUCAGAGUACUGGCCUGUCCCUGUCCAUUAUUUAAUCUUGUUGUUGUGCCUUCAAGAAACACACUUACAAGAGGUGGAACAAAAUAAUAUAAUUAUUCCCAUUGAGGUUAGAUUGCUUGUCACAAGGAGAGAAACGUUUCAGAUCUCAACUGUUUACUAUCCAUCAUGCUGAGAGAUAGUCUAUAUUGUUUAAAAUACAAGAGUGAAGGAAAAAUCCUUUCAUGAAUUAAUGACAUCCCUACUGAGUCCCAUACUUGUUUGAGUAGGUAACAAUUAAUGAUUUGAAUUAGCUAUGUUUUGGUAUUGCUAUUGUAAAACCACUAGAUAUACCAAAAACAAUAUGCAAAUAGAUAUGCUAUGUGCAUUUAAAAACAAGCUGUACUUUUGGAUGGUAUAUAUGUAAACAGAUUCAAAAGAUGUUUGUGAGUGACAACAUCCCAUUGAAAAAGUUAUUUUGAGAAAAAAACUAACGUUUUUAGUUUUAAAAUUUGAUUGGAAUGUUGUUGUCACUUUUUAACUUUGAAUCAAUAUUUGGCCACUCAGGGCUAGUACUGACUGCAUCUUAUAUAUUAUUUGAAUAUAUGCGGUGGACAUCAUCGGUAAUACGCAUUCUAUUGGGUAUUUUCUAUAGACAUUUAAUGUUAAGAAGGUUUGAGGUAGAAUAAUAGCAGCACUUCGUUAUCAUGUAUGAUGUAUGGUUACAUUUUAAAGAAACGUCUAGCUUUGUGAAAAAACUGCAGUUACAAGAGCUCUGUUAUUUUGAACAUGUGUAAAACAUAGGAACCUGUUGUCAGAAAACAUUGCAAAAAUAACAGCAAUGUUAAGGUUGAGUUUUUCAACUUAUUUUCUUUAAAUACCUUCGACUCUUACCUUUGUGACUUGUUUGGAAAUGCUAUAAGCACACUACAGUACGGUAUGUGCUUCGUAGAGUAAGUCUCCCCUGAAUGGGUGUAGUCUAUGCAUUGUCAUUCUUAAAGCCUGUCUAGAUUAGGGCAUUUUAGGAUGAACCUUUUCAAAUGUAAUAAUGUUGCUUAGUAUGUGUAGGGCUUCAAAUUUAAACAACUCCCAAGUGUAAGCCUGUUAAAUGGUUGCCGAUUAAAAAAAAAAAAAAAAACAUUUUUAAAGUAACCUAUUAAGGCUAUUAAAUUGUAAAGGCAAUCAUUCAAAAAAUUGAUCUUUUUAUAAUAUUUCCUUUAACAUAGAAUAUGUUUCCUCAUAACUUCACAGCUUUUUACUAAUAUGUCUUGUGACCUAUAAUUUUAUAGUUAUGUCAUAUAAAUAGCAGCGACGUGAGCUGUGUGAUAGACCACUUGUUAGUUUGCAGAAAUGUGCUUGAGUCAGUUCUACUGGGGAAAAAAAAAUCUUUGUAAUUUCUAGAAACUGAAUUAAAUCCCUUUUUUAAGAAAAACAAAGCAAUGACAUUUCUCCAUGAGUGAUCAUGUAAAAUGUGAUAUCUCUUAAUAAACCAUUAAGUCUGUCAUGUACAUUCUAGCCUUGUAUGUAAAUCCAUGUGGAUGUUCUGUAAGUAGAAAUUGCUUGCCACUGACUGAAGAAUAAAGCUCAUACCUUUUAAAAAAAAA